AUCCUGCUGUCUAAGUUUUAACACACCUAAAUUCUCGAAUAUAAACUAUAAGCAGCACUAGCAUCAGCACUUGUAGACAAGUAAUCAUGUCUAAGGCCACCAAAUCCAAGUAUGUCGUGCGAGAAGUGCUGGACGAAUACCCUGUCCCAGAUGACAAGCAUGUCAUCAUGCGUGUCACACAAGGCUUAGGCAACAAUCUAAUAGAGGUGGAGUCCCCAGAUGGCAUACGUGUACUUACCACGCUCCCUGCCAAAUUUCAGCACACUAUCUGGAUCAAGAAAGGAGACCACGUAAUGAUUGAAUACGUCGAAGCUGUAACCAAAGUACAAGCAGACAUUACACAUAUCCUUUAUCCCAAUCAAAUCAAGUUCUUGAAGAAGAAAGGUCUAUGGCCCGCAGAAUUCCCGUCCAAGUCAGAGGCACAGGCAGAGGCCGAUGCCGAGUCACAGCCACCGCCUCGAACGAAAGAAGUGGUAGCGCCCAACAGUGACAGUGAAGCCGAAGACAUGAGCGAUGUAUUUGUCAACCGCAACAGGCGCGUGCAGGUCGAGUCAGAUGUCAGUGAAAGUGAGGACGAGAGUGAGUGAAGGGCUCUGCGGUGAGGAUUGUGUGGUGUUGCAUCCAGGGUUAUGUUCGUCACCAGUAGUUGGGUAAUCAGAGAUCGGCAUGUUGUUAUUUGAUAUGCGAUAUACGCACCGCCUGUACGUAAAAUGUGAAACACAUCGCUGUCGCUGCAUGGAUGUGACCGCGGCAGAGUUGUGAGGGCUGGUGCACUGAUAUGCCAGUGGGCUUGCAGUAUACUUUGGCCCGAAAUGAGUCCAUGUGAGUUAUAACCUCGCAAGCGCUCGUGGGUGUAAAUAUCUGUUUCGAAAGACAUCUGCAGACAUCGCAUUCGGUUUCAAAGUGUGCCGUGGGGGCGAACCUAACAUGUGUAUUCAGUCUGUAAGAAAGCGGGGUACUUGCACCGAAGUGGGAUCGAGUCGUAACGAAUGGUUGUGUACAGCAUGGGGAACGUGAGGUGGAGAAGACAAGAUUUUCGCGCACGUGUGGGUUGAUAUCAGUACACUCUAUUAACUGUCUUGUAGCUAUCUCAAGGGUUGCAACCACUGAUGGAAGUCAACGAGUACGUCCUACCCUGGAACACCAAUGCAGCACAGGCUCAUCGAUGUGUGUCAGACUUGAAUUACCACAGAUCACAGUGUUGGUAACGGGCGUGAUAGGAUGCGAGAGCCCUACUUGGGCUAUACAUGCGAGAAUGGAGGUCACGAAUAGCGCGGAGAGCGUUGCACUGCUGUGCCGAUAUGUUGACGAGCGUAGGUAGGUGGUUUUGUAGGCAACACUGAGUGGCCGCGGCGACUGUUUGCUACAAGAAAGACUCUAUGCGGUAUUCCUCGAUGUAACUUUGUAAACUGGAGCCACCUAUUUGACCAGUUUAGAAACCGAAUCUCACAAACGUGCAGCAUGCGUUUGCAGAAUAAUAGGAUUGCUUCCCUUUUGUUUUAUAUGCGGAAGGAACAGGCGAGAAGUGAAGGCCGUGUGUGACUGGGUUGCGAUUCGUCACAGAAUUAGUUGAAGUGGUUACUAGAAAGAAACGCGAGAGGCCGGGAGGAGGAUUUAGAUCUGCUGCACUUCCAGUGUCCGCCGACUUCACAUUCAAUGAUAGAGCGGAUAGUAAUCAGCAUGGUGUGCUCUCAUUUAAAUAAUAAAUUUCAAACAAUAAAAUUGCAC
Molecule: messenger RNA, 1728 nt
Organism: Sphaeroforma arctica JP610
Lineage: Eukaryota; Ichthyosporea; Ichthyophonida
Exons: 3
Coding region: 87-587 (166 amino acids)
Biological process (GO): translational initiation
Cellular component (GO): nucleus
Molecular function (GO): RNA binding; translation initiation factor activity
Source: RefSeq, a predicted model, not a curated record